AUGUCUGGAAACAAGCCAAACCCGGUGGACACCGAGCAACCAUGGAACGGUAUGCCUGACGACUUUGCUGCAAACGGCUCAGGUUACAGUUCUGCCCCCAGACGCAGAAGAGGGCCAGCUCGAAGCUCAGCCGUACAGAAUGAACAUGGCGGCCAGGCAACAGCUCCUAAAGCCGAGCUAAAAAGCAAGAACGAACAUGACGAAUGGAUUGGAGCUGCAGAUGCGGUUCCUACCAAUGCGGUCGACCGUUUCAAUCCUGCAGCUUCUGGAAUCGCAAUUUCGGACGAGCAGUCUGGCGAAGGAGAAUAUACGAGGACGCCUGAAGGGCAAUCUUUGAUGGGAGAAGAGUUCCCUACUUUGGAGGACGACAAGAUGUCUUUUCCGGAUGCGAACAACAAUAUGACUGGACUCUCGCUGGGAUUGCAACUGGACGUUUCCAGUGAUGAGAGCGACGAGGAAGACGAAUACAAUGCUGCUACCAGAGACAACAUCCUCCCAGUUGACUCACCACGAUUAAGUCCGUCGAUACCAUGCGAUGAUGCGAUGGACGGCGCAAGCGAAACCGGAAAUAACAUCGUUCACCCUAUCAACGCAGAAUCGGAUCAGAACUCCAGGGCAAACAUUGAUGAGAUUCUUGCAGAACUUGAUUUCUUAAAGAAGAAAAUUGAGUCUCAAGAUGAGAUGAUGGAAGCAAUGCCAAUGCGUCAACAAAAUGCUUCGUUAAAGAAACAGCUGGAGUCUCACACGGAGAGAAUUUCAGCACGCGAGGCAGAAAUCGCCGCCCUCAAGAAAACAACAUUCAAAGCAAAUCCAUCUGUUGGUGUUGCUACGAGCACUAAGACGCCCGCUGGACAGAUUUUGCAACCAAACUGCCCGAGAAAAGACGAUGAUGAGCAGAAAGUCAUCUCGUUGGAGAAGCCUUCAUCAUCCCCGCCAGUAUCUUCACUUGCAGCGCGAAAAGCUACAGCGGUUCGAUCCGUUCAACCUUUUGUCGCUAUUGCAAAGGAUUUAUAUUUCGACUUCACUGAGGCAAUGAACGUGGGACCAAAGCCAAGUCCCUUAUGGGACACGACAUAUAUCUUCCAAAUCUGGGCACGAGCAGUAAUCACUUUUCUGGCAACCCCAAUUUGGACGUUGGCGAGUUUUUUCAUGUAUCUGUCAGUACAACAUGAGAAGAAUUUGUGGAUGCAGGCGAAUGCUCUGACUAGGAAGCAGCUGUUGGGACAAGUAAGCGGUGCAACAGAAGAUUGGACAGCAGAUUGGAUCUGGGACAUGGUUUUCAUCGUUGGGAGCGUGAUAUCGUUGUGUAGGUUAUAG
Messenger RNA from Trichoderma harzianum CBS 226.95, 1317 nucleotides. RefSeq lists its product as hypothetical. Lineage: Eukaryota; Fungi; Ascomycota; Sordariomycetes; Hypocreales; Hypocreaceae. The record is from RefSeq and is a predicted model, not a curated record. The coding region runs from base 1 to 1317 and encodes 438 amino acids. The transcript is spliced from 2 exons.